This is a messenger RNA of Neurospora hispaniola, 1820 nucleotides long. RefSeq names its product acetyl-CoA acetyltransferase. The record is from RefSeq and is a predicted model, not a curated record. Lineage: Eukaryota; Fungi; Ascomycota; Sordariomycetes; Sordariales; Sordariaceae. Gene Ontology annotation, molecular function: acetyl-CoA C-acetyltransferase activity. The transcript is spliced from 2 exons. Bases 103 to 1395 code for a protein of 430 amino acids. Gene Ontology annotation, cellular component: mitochondrion. Gene Ontology annotation, biological process: fatty acid beta-oxidation.
UCUUCCUUUCUUCCUUCUCGCCAGGUUCCCCUCCGACAUCUGCGCUGUGCAGUACCGCCCCUACGUCCUGUAACUCAUCGUCACCAGCGUCCGACACUCAAAAUGGUUCUUAGCCACGCCAGGACAGCCGCUGGCUCGGCUUCGCGCACUUCCCGUGUCGCUUGCGCUCGUCUUUUUUCCACCCAGUCUGCUCUCCGUCAGCAGAUUCAGGAUGCCUACAUUCUCAGUGGUGUGAGGACACCAACGGCCAAGUUCAAUGGCUCUUACACCACCGUUCCUGCUCCCAAGCUCGGUGCCGUUGCCAUCAAGGAGGCCGUCAAGAGGUCGGGUAUCCCCGUUGAGAAGAUCACCGAUGUCUACAUGGGCAACGUCCUCCAGGGGUCUGUUGGCCAGGCACCUGCGCGCCAGGCCGCUAUCUUUGCUGGCCUUUCCCCCAACGUAGAGGCCAUUACCAUCAACAAGGUGUGCGCUUCCGGUCUCAAGGCUGUUGUGUUCGCGGCGCAAAACAUCCAGCUUGGCCUCGCGGAGGCCCAGGUCGCUGGUGGUAUGGAGAACAUGACAAGGACGCCGUACUACGUUCCACGCGCUAGCGGCAUGCCCCCCUUCGGUCACAUCAAGAUGGAGGAUGGCAUUAUCAAGGAUGGGCUGACCGACGUCUACAACGAGUUCCACAUGGGCAACUGCGCCGAGAACACUGCCAAAAAGUUCCAGAUCUCUCGCGAACAGCAGGACGAGUAUGCCAUCCAGUCGUACAAGCGCGCCCAGGAGGCUUGGGCUUCCGGGAAGUUCGCUGAGGAAGUUGUCCCGGUCACCGUUCCGGGCAAGAAGGGUGACAAGAUCAUCGAGGUGGAUGAAGGCUACAACGACAUCAAGCUGGACAAGGUUCCCACCCUCAAGCCUGCCUUCGUCCGUGAUGGCACCGGUACCGUGACGGCUGCCAACGCCUCUACCCUCAACGAUGGCGCCAGUGCUUUGGUUCUCGGCAACAAGUCGCUCGCGCAAGAGUUCGGCAAGGGCUCAAGGGUCCUUGCCCGUAUUGUCAGUUCAGCUGAUGCCGCUAUGGACCCCAUCGACUUCCCUAUUGCGCCCUCUAAAGCGGUUGAGCUUGCCCUUAAGCGUGCCGGCAUUAGCAAGGACCAGGUUGCCAUUUGGGAGUUUAACGAGGCCUUCGCCGCGGUCAUCAAGGCCAACGAGAAGAUUCUGGGUCUCGAAGGCGCUGUGGUGAACCCUCUUGGUGGCGCAAUUGCCCUUGGCCACCCCUUGGGUAGCUCUGGAUCCCGCAUUCUCGUUACCUUGCUUCAUCAGCUCCAGCCUGGCCAGUACGGUGUAGCUGCUAUUUGCAAUGGUGGAGGUGCGGCCACCGCGAUGGUCGUCCAGAGGAUCGAGUCGGUAUAAACGGGAACAUCGAGGAGUUGCGGGUGGGUAUUUGAUGAAUUCUUGUAUAAGGAUGAAGAUUUGCAAAGCUUUGGAGUUGGUUGGGCUUUCUUUCAUGGACAAAUGGUAUGAUUCGCUGCCAGAAGCAGGGCCAGUCUGCACAUAGUUACAGCUGCAUCUUGUUGGGUAAAAGCGACAGAAUGUAUUUGAAGAAGUAAGGAAACUGCAGUGCCAUGUUGAGCUUGAUGAUCUGGGUAGUAGUGAUGUAAAUCCACAACUGAGCAUAAGUAAAGGUGAACAAAUUCAACUCGUGCAACAAAGAUCCCAGGCACGCCAGGGUAUUCACAGUUAUAGCUUUCGGGUUAGGGUUUCAGCGUUCAGUCUGAAGACGGACGCGCAUUGAGAUCAAUGCAGCACAGUGCAAACACACUCACCUUAACUUCACC